Molecule: messenger RNA, 907 nt
Organism: Austrofundulus limnaeus
Lineage: Eukaryota; Metazoa; Chordata; Actinopteri; Cyprinodontiformes; Rivulidae
Gene: snrpc
Product: small nuclear ribonucleoprotein polypeptide C
Biological process (GO): mRNA 5'-splice site recognition; mRNA splicing, via spliceosome; spliceosomal snRNP assembly
Cellular component (GO): nucleus; U1 snRNP
Molecular function (GO): pre-mRNA 5'-splice site binding; zinc ion binding
Source: RefSeq, a predicted model, not a curated record
UCCUGCGGAACAGAUUGUGGUUUUCCUUCAUUUCUGGUCGGAACAGUUGUAAGAAGCACGCCAUUCGCUGUGUCCGCWGAGGUAGCUGAGAAACAUGCCUAAGUUUUACUGUGAUUAUUGUGAUACUUACCUUACACAUGAUUCGCCUUCAGUGAGGAAGACUCACUGCAGCGGUCGAAAACACAAAGAAAAUGUGAAAGAUUAUUACCAGAAAUGGAUGGAGGAGCAGGCUCAGAGCUUGAUUGAUAAAACAACGGCUGCGUUUCAGCAGGGAAAGAUCCCCCCCACACCCUUCCCAGGUGGACCUCCUCCAGCUGGACCUCCACGCCCAGGUAUGCUACCAACGCCGCCCAUGGGAGGACCACCUAUGAUGCCCAUGAUGGGGCCCCCACCACAUGGGAUGAUGCCCGGCGGGCCCGGCAUGAGACCCCCGAUGGGAGGACCAAUGCCGAUGAUGCCUGGACCACCUCACAUGAUGCGUCACCCYCGACCCAUGAUGAUGCCGGUCAGGCCCGGAAUGGCCCGUCCAGACAGAUAAGACUGAGAGGACGCUUUGUUGUGAUAAACAGAUUCUGUCCAGUUAAAACACUUGGAUAUGUUUUUUUUAAAGUCAACCUUAAACCUCGAACACAGAUCCCUUCGAAUURAGACAUUUUUCUUCCUGGUAUUUAUUGCUUUUCAUUGCAUUUGAAAUAAUUUCAGGUUAUUUUGUGAAAAAACAUCACUUUUUUAUUAUUAAACAACAUCCUCAGUUUUUAGUGUCAGAAGCUCAGAUUUACUGUUCAGCCCACACUUCUUCAUAAAACAUGAUUAGGUGUUUUUUUUUUACUUUGUUGUAGGUUUGAAAUUGUUUUGUAAGUCAUUUGCAUUGGUUUGGGAAAUAAAACAAUGCUUUGAUACAAAUUUA